AUGUCGAGCAAAAAGGCAAAGACGAAGAAGACCACCAAGAAGCACCCUCAGCACGCAACAUCCAAUGUGUUUGCCAUGUUUGACCAGUCACAGAUUCAGGAGUUCAAAGAGGCCUUCAACAUGAUUGAUCAGACCAGAGAUGGUUUUAUCGACAUGGAAGAUUUGCACCAUAUGCUUGCUUCUCUGGGAAAGAAUCCAACGGAUGCAUACCUUGAGGCCAUGAUGAAUGAGGCUCCAGGGCCCAUAAAUUUCACCAUGUUCCUCACUAUGUUUGGUGAGAAGUUAAAUGGCACAGACCCAGAGGAUGUCAUCCGAAAUGCUUUUGCUUGCUUUGAUGAAGAAGCAACAGGCACCAUCCAGGAGGAUUACCUGAGAGAGCUGCUGACAACCAUGGGGGAUCGGUUUACAGACGAGGAAGUGGACGAGCUGUACAGAGAAGCGCCAAUCGACAAAAAGGGGAACUUCAACAACAUUGAGUUCACACGCAUCCUUAAACAUGGAGCAAAGGACAAGGAUGACUGAAAGAACUUCAGCUAA
This is a messenger RNA of Choloepus didactylus (southern two-toed sloth), 537 nucleotides long. Its product is annotated as myosin regulatory light chain 12B-like. NCBI's taxonomy places the organism in Eukaryota, Metazoa, Chordata, Mammalia, Pilosa, Megalonychidae. Bases 1 to 522 code for a protein of 173 amino acids. The transcript has a single exon. Gene Ontology annotation, cellular component: stress fiber; myofibril; cytoplasm. The record is from RefSeq and is a predicted model, not a curated record. Gene Ontology annotation, molecular function: calcium ion binding.